Messenger RNA from Trichobilharzia regenti, 3483 nucleotides. NCBI's taxonomy places the organism in Eukaryota, Metazoa, Platyhelminthes, Trematoda, Strigeidida, Schistosomatidae. The record is from the annotation of a GenBank genome assembly.
AUGACCUUCGAAAGUCAAGGUCUUAGUGAAAGUGACUUAGGAAAGGAUGCCAACGUUUUAAUAAUGGAGUUGAAUAAAGGUUUCCAGUCAACAAACUUAGGGAUCCAAUGCAAGACUAUUGCGCAAUUCCCCUCCGUUCUUGAAAAGUAUCCAUUCCCUGUUGUAAUAAAUUCAAUAUUACUCAAAAUUACUCAGAUUUUUUGCGAUGGAAAUAAUCAUGUACGCCUCUGUAUACUACGUGCGUGCGCAGAAUGCAGAACUCACUUUAAAAAAUUGACAGUGUGUGAAGAUAUCAUCCGUAAAUUACUUCCUUUUACAGAAAGCAACGACCCAACUGUCCGUGCUUUAACUCUACGUUUGUUUGGAAUUCUGGAUGAAAUCACGCGUGAACACCUUGGAGUUCAUCAUGCCAUCUUAAAGCAAAUCGAAUCACAUUAUGAAGUAGAAUCGGAUGCAGCUGUAUGGGCCUGUCAUACAAUCGCCCCAAUAUCUAGUGUGUUUGCUGGUAGUCUUUGCCCCAUAUUGUGUAAAUUACUCAAUGACUUGUCUACAGACACUGACACUAAGCUCAAACUUCUGCAUUUAGGAAAACAUAUGCAUCAUAAUUCUACAGUUUCUGAAGAGAUACGUCGUUGCUUGAUCGAGAUGCUUAACACGUACAAUACUACUAAUUUCGUUAGUGCCAUCUUAGAUACACUUACCACUCUAGAAACUCGUGCCCCACUACAUGUUCACAGCCAAAUCGAUCUCCUACUCAAACGGUUAUCAAUAGAAAAAAGGCCUCAGGUUCGUCAAAGCGUCCUUUGGAAUUUGAUUACUCUAGCCGAAAACAUACCUCACCACUUCGAUAAACCUCAUUUUCUUGAAUUGAGUUCCAUUUAUCAUGGUGAAAGCUGCAGCAAACUGGAUAAAGUAUUAAUACUCCAAAUAUUCUUUUGUCUAACGACAUCAUUCCAUUCUAUGGAAUUUUUAACAUUAUCGUCUGGACAACUGGACACUGCUAAAUGUUAUACACCUGUUGACUGUAUAAAAAGCGCUUUACAAGAUACAUCAUCCCAUUUAUUAAUUCGAGCGAUUCAACUGGCGUGUAAACUUACCAUUUUGAAAGGUGAUGGUGGUCAGCUAGAGAAUAGUGAUACAGAUUGCUGUACAGACUAUGAGACAUCAUUCAACUUUGAACCGAAACAAUUGAUUCAGUUACUUCUAUAUCAUUUUAAUCUAUCAGGAAAUAAGAAAGAAGAGAAAGGGAGUAUGGAAAUGCUUUGGUAUCUACAUGAUAAGGAUAUUCCAAUUAGUGAUUUAAAGUGCACAUAUAGCUUACUUGUGGAAUUCUUCAGUACAUUUCCCUCGUAUGCAUCACAAUUACAUAAAAUGAACUUCAUUGAAGGUAUACAACUUGAUGGAGCAACACGUACUGGUUUAUUGUGUCAAUUUUUAUGCACAAUGUAUGCCAGACUAUCGCAGUACUUAUUUCUUGAUUCCUCAACUAUUUGCAAUGCUGGUGGUGGUGGUGGUUGUGGUGAUGUCAAGUCAGAACAACUCACUUAUUCAAAUGUGUUAUCUAAAUUAACUAAUUCUAUUCCAGGGGACCGUGUAUCAUGCUCGUCAUCAUCCUCUUCUACACUGAAUAGCAUAACUUCGUCUGUACUCUCUGCUGUCGGUUUAGUAUUCCAACUGACUGGAGGUAUUCCAUUGACACAAAGAGAACAAACACUUUUAAUGUCUGCGGUAUCAAAGUUUUUAGGUGAAAAAGUAGACAGGGCUUCAUUAGGCUAUCGUCUAUCACCGUGGUUUGUUUAUCAGUUAGCCAGACAGGCGAAUAGAUAUGGUCAACAUGAAUUCGCGUGUAGAUUAUAUGCGAAGUUAUCAUCUUUGACUUUAACAGAGAAAUCUUACUUUUGCCAAUUGUCUGGAGACAGAUGUGAAGAGAACACUUACACAACGCCAUCAGAAAUCGGUGCCGCAUCAUCAGGGAAUACAACCUCUUGGAUAAGUAAACUGAUUAUUGGUUUAAGAAAUGCUGCUGAAGAAUCCUGUAGAAUACAAACCACUAUUAUAUGCAUUGGAGGUAGUGAUGGACGAUGGUUUCAAGCAAAAUAUAUUCAAAUAAGAAGUUUGUUACUAGCCAGUCUAUCGAAUCUUUGUUCUAAUGUAUAUCGUGCAUUGAAAAUUGAACGAUGGUCUGGUUCCAUUUUAAUGAAUCAGCCUUUUAAAAGUGAUCCAAUUCAAAAUGAAGCUACUGAUUUUACCACAUAUAGUAGGGAUAGUAGUUCAUCAUCGCAAAGUUUAGUUUGGCUGUCAAGUUGUAUAGACGAGUGGAAUGAUCUGUCAAAUGAAAUCUCUAAACUUCGUGCCCAAUGUCUGGAUGCUGAUGUAGAGACGCACUGGCAUUUAGAAGCAAUAACACAAGUGGUGGAAUUUUUCAUCGAGAUACUCAGCCUAAUUAAUGCGUCAAGUUAUCCUUCAGGAUUCUCUAGUAUAGAAGAAUAUUUAUCCUCUGGAUUAGAGACAAACUCAAGUCAUACGUAUACAUCAGAUCCAUAUGGUAAAAUUGUCUCUAUCCUAAGGACAUCAAUGCGACAAUAUUUUCCCAUUGAUAAUACACCAGUUAUACGUGAAUGGAUACCAGUAUUAAUUUUCAAAGUUGUUCAAGUUGCUUCUCAUUGGCCAAGAUUCUUUUUUCAACGUUUACAGACAACAACUGUACGACUUGUACUUCUGCCAAAAGCUGGAAGUAAUCCAGACGAUGUAUUGACUAUCAGUAAUGAUGUCUGUCAUAUGAUUCAAGUAAUGGGUGUUGUACAACAACGUAGUCGAUUAGAUAAGAAAGCUUUGCUACGUCGUAUAGAAGCUGUGGAAAUAGCUGUGAAUGUCAAUGAAAUUUGUCCAGAAAGCAUAAGAAAUGGUCAAUACACUAAACUCGAUUUGAUAUAUUCAACACAAAAAGCUACUCAACUGAAAGGGGAUUAUUUUCAUAGUGAAUUUUGUAUACGAUUUCCUCAGUCUACUCAAGUGAUGAUGCAUAGUAACAGUGGAGGGAUAUUGCGUCAGAGUGACAGAAUCUUUUGUAUACAUGCUCAUCCUAUUAUAAUCGAUAGUUUAGGCUCACAUUGGGAUUUAAGUGCUAACGCUGGUGCUACAGAUGAAAGUGUACUUGUUCGAGUUGAAUCAUUACCAUUGGCAACUACACAGCCUAUGCAAGCAGCAUUGCAUCUGUCUACGACUCAAAGUCAGUCAGAUUCCCAAGAUCCUAGUGAAGUUUGCCAGUCAAUUAAUUCUGGUCCUACGACCUCAUCAACAUCAGCAGCAGUGGCUCCAUCAACAGCAACGACAAAUACGUCGUCGUCGCAUAGUAUCAAUCAGAAAUCAGAUCUAACCAAAUCGAAAAUCGCUUCACGAACACCUGAUGGUUGGAAAAGUCAAACAAAGAAUCGGCCGAAGAAGACUGGAAGCGUAAAAUUUUCACCUUACAACUUAAAGUGA